Messenger RNA from Oreochromis niloticus (Nile tilapia), 12810 nucleotides. It is a transcript of the gene kcnq3, whose product is annotated as potassium voltage-gated channel, KQT-like subfamily, member 3. Gene Ontology annotation, biological process: potassium ion transmembrane transport. Gene Ontology annotation, molecular function: voltage-gated potassium channel activity. The record is from RefSeq and is a predicted model, not a curated record. Gene Ontology annotation, cellular component: membrane; voltage-gated potassium channel complex. The transcript is spliced from 17 exons. Bases 863 to 3373 code for a protein of 836 amino acids. NCBI's taxonomy places the organism in Eukaryota, Metazoa, Chordata, Actinopteri, Cichliformes, Cichlidae.
CACUCUGUUGCUGAAGAAGAGCCCAUCCAGCCUUCACAGGAAGCUCAUUCUUGCCACUUAUAUCAACAAUCUCAUUCUUUUGCCUUUUAAAAUACAGAACAAUAAAUGGUUUAACAAAACAUGAGCCCUACAUGAACAGCUAUAUUCUACAAUGAUGUCAGAGCUGCAGCUCCAUCUGCUGGCAGAUGGUUGCAUAGCAUUUAGGACACAACGACUGUGGCAUUUGAGCACCCGUUUAAAUAUUAAUUUGAUUGCAUGACUAAUACAUCAGGUACUGACCAGGGACAAAAGGACGAUUAGUUUCUAGUCGACUAGUUGUGCACAUCACUAGAAACUCAACAUCACAACAGGAGGAAAGAAGGAAGACGGAGAUGAGAGAUAAUGAGGAAAGAGGAAAGGGGCGGGACCUAAACACAGCUGAAACUUAUUAAGGGAAACACAACACAGGCUACCAAAAUAACAUAGGAAAUAAGACAGCCUACUUAACACAGACACAGACUGGAGGAACAGAAUGGAAACACAACAAUGUCUAAGAACAGCAAACUAACCCAAACCAAAGAUCACCUGAAAUUUUCAGUACCGACCUCCUUCGCACAGCAUCUCUGCUCUUCAUUCUCCGUCUCCACCCUCCUCCUCUUCCUCCUUCUCCGCCUCAGCACCGCUUCCUCUGCAGGUGGAUGGAGGCUGGGAGCCCCGGAGACAGAAGCCAUGGCCGGGAUGCGCCGCCGUCACACUGCUGAGCACCUCCCUUCGCGCCGGGGACCACAUCCUUAAAUGACCCGCGGCUGAAGAGAGGGGGGUGUCUCCGGAUCCAGCGCCCGGAUCAUGGCAUGCUGCCCACACCGGGCAUCCAGCACUGACCAUGGGGCUCCGGUCCAGGACCGUCGUUAGUAGCUCGGAGGAGCAGAAGAAGCCCUCCGGCGCUCCUCCCGGGGACUUACUGGACCAAAGCACCGCAGGAGCGGACAAGGAUGGCGCCCUGCUGCUGGUGGCUCCGGGCCGGGAUGACUACAAGCGGAGCUCCCAGGGCAUCGGCAUCGGGCUGCUGGCCAAGACCCCCCUGAACUACGCCCGACCGGCCAAGAGGAAUAACAUCCGCAAGAGGAAGAUCCAGAACCUGAUCUACGACGCGCUGGAGAGGCCGAGAGGAUGGGCGCUGCUCUACCACGCGUUCGUGUUUUUAAUCGUUCUGGGCUGUUUGAUUCUGGCCAUACUGACCACAUUCAAGGAACACGAGAACGUGUCGGCACACUGGCUGGUCAUACUGGAGACGUUCGCCAUCUUCAUCUUUGGAGCUGAGUUUGCGCUGAGGAUCUGGGCGGCCGGUUGCUGCUGUCGCUAUAAAGGAUGGAGGGGCAGGCUGAAGUUCGCUCGCAAACCUCUGUGCAUUUUAGACAUCUUCGUGCUGAUUGCCUCGGUGCCGGUGGUGGCGGUGCGUAACCAGGGAAAUGUGCUGGCCACGUCCCUGCGCAGCCUGCGCUUCCUGCAGAUCCUGCGGAUGCUGCGCAUGGACCGGAGAGGAGGGACGUGGAAGCUGCUGGGCUCCGCCAUCUACGCGCACAGUAAGGAGCUGAUCACAGCCUGGUACAUCGGCUUCCUGUCUCUCAUCCUGGCGUCCUUCCUCGUCUACCUGGUGGAAAAGGAUGACGCCUCUGUGAGCAUGUCCGACCAGGAGAACCCCACGGCCCAGCCCAAAGAGCAGGACUUUGACACCUACGCCGAUGCGCUGUGGUGGGGGCUGAUCACACUGACCACCAUCGGCUACGGGGACAAAACCCCAAAGACCUGGGCUGGGAGACUGUUAGCCGGCACCUUCGCUCUGAUCGGAGUGUCCUUCUUCGCUUUGCCUGCAGGUAUUCUGGGAUCGGGCCUGGCUCUGAAGGUCCAGGAGCAGCACAGACAGAAGCACUUUGAGAAGCGCAGACAUCCAGCUGCAGGCCUCAUCCAGUCUGCCUGGAGAUAUUAUUCCACCAAUCCAAUCAGGGAAGACCUUAUUGCCACUUGGAGAUUUUAUGAAACUGUCAUCUCUCUUCCCUGUUUCAGGAAGGACACCUUGGAGGUCAUGGCGAGCCAGAAACUGAGUUUACUUGAGCGUGUUCGCCUUCCUAAUUCAAGACCGUCUGUGGUGGCAGUGAAGAAGCUGACGGGUAACGCAGACUCCAUCGAGGAGAGUCCCUCCAAGGAGCCCAAACCUGCCGGCUUCACUAACCGGGAACGCUUCCGCACUGCCUUCCGAAUGAAGGCCAACACACUCCGCCAGAGCUCUGAAGAUGCCGGAGGUGUGGCAGAUCCAGCCUUAGAGGAACGGGGUUUCCCCCCUGACAUCCUCCUAGAGGAGAUGAUCCCCACGCUGAAACUGGUCAUCAGGGCCGUCAGGAUCAUGCAAUUCCUCUUGAACAAGAAGCGGUUUAAGGAAACUCUGAGGCCUUAUGAUGUCAAAGAUGUUAUCGAGCAGUACUCUGCUGGACACCUGGACAUGCUCUGUAGAAUUAAAUACCUCCAGACAAGGAUUGACAUGAUUCUUGCCCCUGGACCUCCUCUCACCCCAAAACACAAGAAAACUCAGAAAACGCCCUUUACUUACCCGCCCAACCAGUCACCCAGGCAUGAGUCCUACAUAGCCAAAGCCACAUCCAUGCCAGAUGCGGAAGACCAAAGCAUGAUGGGCAGAUUUGUCAGGGUGGAGAGACAGGUGGAGGACAUGGAAAAGAAGUUGGACUUCCUGGUGGACAUGCACAUCCAGCACACUGAGCACCUGCAGGUGGACUCUGCCGGCUCUGCCCGCAUGACCCUGGAGACCUGCAAUCCUACGGCAAACGGUGAGAUCAGACGGGUUUUCCUCAACUACGCCGAGGCGUUCCCACACAUGUCGUACCAGGUGCCUGUCGGCAAGGCGAACCCCUAUUAUGGCCGUGGAAGAGGAGGCAGAGAAGGGGUGGGGUUGGCAGGAGGAGUAGGCAUUGCCCCUUCAGUUCUUCAACCCCAACCCCCACCUUCAGCAAUCAUCCCCACUUACACCGAGCGUCCCACAGUGUUGCCCAUCAGCUCCCUGCAGGACUUGUCAGUGGGACUGGGUAGGACCACAGGGGGGCAAGGCGGUGACUCACCGCUCUCCAUGCUAUCGGUUAACCACGAGGAGCUGGAGCGCUCGCCCAGUGGAUUCAGCAUCUCUGGGGAGCGGGAAGGGGAGAACAUCUCAAUGGGGGCCGGUUUGGCGCCCGGAGACCCCGGCUGGACGAGACCCAGGCCGAGCUACCUGGCAGAGGGGGAGACAGACACAGACACGGACCCUUUCACACCAAGCGGGGGGCCCCUGCCUCUCUCCUCCACUGGGGAGGGAUUCGGCGACGCUGUGUGGACCAUGCCACCCUGAGAGGAAACAAAUUCUGCGCAGAUAUCCACCACUCUGAGUUAAGAUAUUAAAUUCAACCCAAGCCUCUAAACCCAAGCCCUGGGUCAAAGCCACCGCUGUGGACUGAACGUCUGGGGAGUAAAGCUGGGUCUUAUCCGAGAUAAUCGACCUUCAGAGGCCACCGCAGAUCUCAUCAUGCCGUCCGCGGUGCAGUCAGAGAGCCAUGGCACCGAGACUGCCCGGGAAAAAAAAAGAAAAAGGGAAACCACAUCGUUUGUAAAGUAAAACUCUGUACAGCGCACUCUUCGCAAAAGUUUAGCUGACAUAAAAAAAGAACAUUAAUAUACAUACUAUAUACACCCAAAAGCUUUAUUGCUGCAAAGCCAACCGCACUGCAUGUAACGCAUGCGAUUUUUAGUGUAGUCAGGAAAAGGAAAAAGAGAACGAAUGGUUACACAUACUUGCUAUGCCAUUUUGUAACACUUAUUUUUUUAUAUGAAUACAUUUUCAUUGUUUUUUGCAUGGUUUGCAUGAUAAUGCACCACUGUAGGAGUUGACGAUUAGAAGGUGAUCCUGGAACCAAAAGUCUCCUGUCUCUUCGUUGUUUGCCGAGUGUGUGUGUGUGUGUGUGUGUGUUAGAGAACUGAGAGAGACAGACUUUGGUAAUAAAACACUGGCUAGUUUGCUGGCAGUCAUGUUUCACCGUUUCUGCUUUUCUCACGUUGCUCUGUAAGGUCUCUGAGGAUCAAUUCUGUCCAGAAACCAGACUUUUUUUCUGGUCUCAGUGUUUUGUUUUCACGCCACUGUGCUCAAAUUGUGUGUCACCACUUUGUGUGAAAUGACUAUCCACUUGAAAAUUUGACUGAGUUUGAAACACUAAAUCUCUGCUGCUUUGUUGGCACAUGAAUUCAGGGAUAUAAACCACCUGUGAAGUUCUGCUUCUGCUUGAUUAGUAUUCAGAGCGUAACAUCAAUGCAAAAAUAGUGGCUUAAAUUUCCAGCACUAAAAAGAAAAGAUUCCUACAUAAAGGGAGGCACAAUAUGUCUGUCCCAGUACUCACAUUUGUGGUCUUGAAGUAACACAAUCUGUUCUUGAUGCACAUUUCUCCAAAGUUAAGUUUGUAAAUAUUUCUAAUAACUUUCUGUGGUCAACCUUUCCAGAAAACAUCCAUCCUUUCUUGGAGUAAACUUGGAUCGCCCGUAGUUUAAAAGUUAUCAAAUGGGAAGAACUACUCAAAAUGAAGAUGAAUAGGCUCACAUUUGCAUUUAUAUAAUUUACUUUUGAUUUUUCUGUUUCAUUACUAAUCACCUUUUCAUUGCCAUCAAAAAAUGGAUCGAUGGCAGGUCCUUUGUAUUGUUUUGGGGAUGGGCCAAAUGUUGGCUAACACUAGGUUGCUAACACAGACAAAUUGCUAGCUAAAUAUUAUCUGGAGUGUAUAAGGUAAGCUCGUUCAGGAGGUAAACCUGGUGCUAGGUUGGCUACUCAUUUUAAAUGGCUUUGUAGCUGAUGCCAGAUUCAUGCAGUGUAGCUAAGUUACAAUUAACUGGCUAUUGCGAACAUUACGGUCCGAUUCUUCUUUGUGUGAUGGCCUCAAAUCAAUCAUUCCCAGUCAGAUCAUUGGCAGAAAUUAUGUUUGAAUAUGACUAUGAUCGCUGCAUUUUAUGAACACUCAUAAGGAUAAAUUCUUGUACAGUUAUGAUGACAAUUUAACAGUAAACACCACGACUCUUAGCAAGCUAGCUAAACCAGCUAUCUCCUGCUUACCUGAAGUCACACUGUGGAAGGAUAGACUUACAUCAUAAUCAUUACGAAUAUAGUAUAAAUCCAUUGCCUGACUGUGGGUCUGAGUUUCAGAAGAGCAUUGUUGACUACUCCAUCUCUUUUUGUUGUAAAGCCAGUAUGGCUACCGUUUGCUGCAGGAAAUAUCAUGUUUCAAAUUCAACUUUUUUGAAACAUGAUAGUUUCAAAAAAGUUUUCAAAGUUUUCGAAAAUCUCCACCCUGGCAGGAGUUUUUAAAAAUUUCAGUUUUCAGUGACCGAAAACGCCGUUUACGUGUGGACGAAAGGUGCAAACGCACAGAAAAAUCUGCGUUUUCAAAAAUACCCGGGUACGUGUGGACGUAGCCUAAGAUCCAACAAUACUGGAAGUUCAUCAAGUAAGUGUGCAUUAGGAUACUCGUGAUGACGUGUGGUUACUGGGACAGUCUUCAGAUUCCUUUUUAAAAUUUUCACUCUUAUUUUAAAGUUGCUUUACAAAAAAAACAAAACAAACAAAAAAACAAGCAAUAAUGAAUUAUUAGCCAUGUUACAUCGAAAUAAACCACAACAAAUUUGAGGCAGUCUUGUUCCCAGGUGUUGGAUAACGCUGUUUUGUCAGAUACCGCAUCUGUGUCUUUCAUUUGGCAGAAUUGGUCACCAAGAGAAAAACACCCCAGCUUAAAGACCUUUAGAACCCAACAGAAGAGGUGCCAGAUUACAGGUUUAUUAGCCAGCGAUUGCAGUUCACUAAGGUAAUCCCUAUCAGGCCCUGAAGAUAAGUUUAGGCUCAAAAAACAUCUUUGCUCCAGCUACAAAAAGCUCUGAUAUGGGUUCAGAUGUGCUUCUUUACACUACAAAUCAUCUCCUAUGAAAAACGGUGAGUUGGACAUAUCAGCAUUCCAUCAAACAUCACUAGUGAAAGACACGUACACGGUUUUGACGUUAUUUAAUGCUCUGGGAAUCAGAACAGCCAGGAAAAUUCUGUAGCGGUGUUUUGCUUCUUAAAUAUGAAUUAAGGAAAGCAAACAAUAAUUUCUACUAAAUUUUAGGUGCGAUUUCUACUGCAAAGCUCCAAUAAAUCCAGUAUGGUGGCUGAAAAAUGAAAGUUCUAACUGCACCAAUAUGCUGUAGCUCAGAGAACAACAAGGACACCACCUAAAAUUAGCAAACUGAAUUUAGCUUUUCUACACUCCAAUUAAUAAUUUAAGUAUUUUUUUUAAUUGUUGCAACUUUAAAACUGCUGUAUAGUUCAGUGCUGUGUUGUGAGCAACUCGAAUGUCUAGUUACGAACACAAAAAACCUCAAACUGAAAAGAGAAAUAAAGGUACGUGAAGGCGGAGCUUCCUGUUACUGAUCCACAGGUAUUUUUUAAAUGAAAACACCACAAAGCCAGACCUGACCACCUACUGCAAAUAAAAAGCUUUACAGACGACCACGUAUAGGCCUAAACUGCAUUUAUUACCUUAGACUUAGGACGACACUGAUAUUGAAUGUAAUAUCUCACAAUAUGUACACACAUGAAUUAUUAUUAAUACACAGUUAUAGCAUGUUCAGGCACCUUCACAGUUAAUUGACAGAGGAGACUUCCACACCAGGCUUCAACUCUACAGUUCGUUGCUUUGUUCACUUUUACUGCUUCUGACCUAAAAAUCAUGAUGAACUUAUCUUGCAUUAAUUUAACUUGGUUAAAUGGAUAAAGCUUUGGUUUAGUGUCCGUGAUGACCAGCCAGAUCAUUUGUGUUGAACUGUUGUUGAACACGGUUGGAUAAAAUACAUUUAAGAUGAUGUUUAGACCUGUUGUCAACCCUCUGGCAACCCACUACUUGCUGUUGCUUGGUGAAAUUGGUCACACAGAUGUACCUACUGCUACACCAAAAGGUUGGACGACCAAGGGUUUGGUGAGUGUUUGCAGACAAGUUGGUAUUCACUGAUCUCUUUGUAUAUACUGACAGUACCGGCACCAAAACCCAGUUGGUGCUUGUGUUAGUAAAUCUGACUUGCACAGGCACGGAUUUCUGCUAAUGAGUGCUAAUAACUAGAAUAAUAAAAUCUCAGUUUCACUCACCAAAACUGAAGCACAAACCUCUUGGAUGUCUUUAUUUCACAGUAAACUGUAAUAUUUUUUAGAUAAUUCCCAUAAAAAUCCCCCCGAAGACGCCAACAGCACAAAGAGUCCUCAGAUCCAGUUCAGUGACUCCAGUUAGCGGCAGUCAUGAAAACUUUAAAUCUUAGAAAAAUCUUCUAAAGUAUAAAUUAAAUGCAUUUAUUUGGAGCCAGCCUCGGCUAGAGGACCAACUGUUGGUUUGGUUUUAGUAAAACGUCUCAGCAGGUUAAAAGAAGCCUGGUGUGGAUCCACCUACCAUCUGUGAAAUUAGCCAGGUGAACCAAACCCUUAUGAUUAUUAUUAUCUAUUUAGUGUAUUGUUAAGAGUUCCUGUUAUCCUCUAAUCCUUAAAUUAAAGUCAUUAAGCGCUAUAUUAUAUGAACACAGGCAUCAGACGUCACCACAUUUAGAUGUAAAAAUGAUGACAAUAUCCCUGCAGACGUUCAUUCAUUGUGCCUCUGAAGCAAGAAGCAUCGUUCAGAAUGACUCCACGCUGUCAUUCUUUAUUUAGUGUUUCAGCGUCACUUCAUCUCCACCUCACACGGCACACGGGAUUUUUGAAUGUCGGCUCCGUUUCCUUCUGUAGUGCUUCGUCUUUUCUUAAAACCAGCUCAGAGUGCGGUCCUGCUUUUGUAAAAUGCAGUUUUGUAGUUUUUGUGGUGCUUUUUGGCUCAUUUACAGAUUCAGCACGGUUUCAGCUGCACAGAAAGUUUGUAAUGGUUCACUUCUGCUCUCUUCGUUAUAUCUAAAGUUCAGUCGUCUUGUUCUGUUGAGGUUUGAUCAGUCUCGCUCCAAGCCUGUGCUUUUGUUGCCUUGCACAUUAAGUUUAAUUUACAGAAAGUAUUCUGUGAGUUAGUGACACUGCUUCCAUUUGAAACUACAAACUACAAAUGGCUUCCUUUCUAAAUUUACAGACACGAAUCAGUUUACGAAUGUCUCACUGGGAAUACAUAACGACAGCAUUGGUACAUUUAUAGUUUCAUGGCAAAUUACUGUUAAUAUGAACUUUUGUUAUUUUGUAAAAAUUUGUCAAAACAGAAAAAAAAUUGUCUUCCAAGACGCUGAAGUAUGCUGUGAAAAAGUGAUGCUAGCAAAUGCAGUUAACAGUAAAAUGGAAAUAUGUCAGAUUACACACAAAAAACCUGAAGUUCUUCUCAGGAAUUCCCAAAAUUUAAGAUAUUCAAGUUGCUAAAGCCACUGUUCAUAUCAAGCAUGGUGACAAUAUAUAACAGAUGGCCCAGUUUAACAAGUCGUUUUGUCUACAGUUACAUUUAUUUUGUUUCCUUAAAACCAAUAAAUCUCCCAUACGUGAGAUGAUUUUUAUGGUUUCUGAAACGAGGUUAGCUAAAUUUCCGUAAAACCAAAUCAGAACCAUUUUUAUUUAAAUAAAAUACGUGACUGAAUAACUUGUUAAGGACGAGUGUGAGCUGACCAAAGCCAUCUUCAGUAUCCCAAACCAACUUGCUAGCAUUACUUUUCACAGUAAGUAAAAUAAAUCCAUGUUACGUGAAUUAAAGACGUCUUGCGUGUUUGAAACGAUGUCUGAACGUGAUACUGUGUUGCUGUUUUGUAGUGAAGGGUUUGUCCUGUAAGUGGCCACGUUAUUACUCAGUAUGAUUUUCCUGCAAAACGUUCUCCAGUCACGUCUUUGGGAGAAACCACUUCACCUCAAGCAGGAAGUGGUUAAACUCCAGUUUGUCCUGGGCAAACAAGAAAAGGAGUGGAAUUGGAACAUCCAUUGGUCACCGUUCAUUGGAAAUAAAAAAGUUAAAUUCUUCAGAUUUAUGGUUUUGGGAAGUGUUGGUCACCUCAUCCUUAGAUGUAACUGGUGGCUGGUGAACACUCACUUUAACAGAUGUUCUGUUGAAACAGCUGCCUCUGAUACAAAACUGCUCAAUAAUGUUUAUUAAGGAGAUUUGAGGCGCGAGGAACUCCAGUAAAACCUGCAGAACCAAAACUAUGAGUCACUCCAGUGAAGUUGAACCAAUUUUGCACACUUUGCACCAGGCUUAUUUUACUUUAUGUGUCUCCGUUUACUUUAUACUGUAAGCGGACACAAGAGCCACUUUGAAUGGGUUUUGGUGACUCGUCCCAUCACUUUGCCCUGUGAAUCAGCCCUUUGCUUCUCUGGCUUGUAGAAGAGGGUUAAAUCAGCUGACGAGGUGACUGGAGGAAUUAAACAUUUACCAACCUGAUGUUCUCUCAUGUGCUCAUGGCUUUGUCGUCAAUUUGUCUUUUUUAUUUUUCUGAAUCGGUGUGAUGGGAUGAACUGAAGUUGCUGACCUCGGGUGAUCAUGAUUGGCUUAAAGCUUACACAUGUGCUCAUUAUUUGACAAUAAGGGGGGGACGCUGUGUGACAGCUCAGAGCUAUUUUUUUUUUUACUUGCAUUUCAAAAAUCACCUUUUCAGGCAUCAGUGCACAGUACAGACUUCAGCCUUAUUAUUUAUUUUGACAUUGCAUUUGUCUGCAUAACCUCCAAAACACAGACUCUGACAAACACACAUAAUGGUGAAUUAAUGUGAUGGUUAAAUAUCUUAAAGUGGAUCCGUUCUGUCUUCUGCCAGUGUAUGGACGGCGAAUCCCUGUGAAUUAAUGCUGCUUUUUUUUUUCUCUGCUUGGGUUUUUAUGAUGUCAUGGAGAGCAGAUAACCUUAAUAUGGCCAUGUAAGGCACAGUAAGCCCCGCCCACCUGCUGUUAACAUCAUUUGUUUGGGAGGUGCAGCCCAUCAGUGGAAAGUUGUCUUAAAGUGGGAGGAGCUAAGAGAGCUCAUUGAUAGAAGAUAAAGGGGGAUUAUUUUGAAUUGUGCAAAGCUACUCUCAAAGAGCCCAAGAGUAAAAUAUGAGCAGAAUAGAUCCACUUUAUUGUUUUAGCGGUUUAAUAUCUGUUACUUUGAGGAUGAAGGAUUAUUUCAGUUUGAAAGUGUGUUUUGGCAUAUAACACUGUAACCAAUGUGUCUGCACUCUUUGCAUUGCAGCUGUUAUUCAUUUAGUGAUUCUGAGGAACAGUCCUGUAUGAAGCACUCCUUUAACACUGUUUUAAACAGUACACUCUGAGUUAGUGUUAACAGCCAAAGAGGCUUAAAAUCCCUCCACAAACGUAGGUUUUGACAAAGUCUUGUGUGUGGAAACACUCCUGCUAUCAGUGUUGUGUGUUGGGAUUACAAUAUUUAACUUAUUUCACAUAAACACUGAAAAGAAAAACGGCUCAACUUUGUACUUGUUGUAGCAGCCAAGUCUUGGAGAAACUGGAAAACUCACUUUAAAGUGCUCAACAUAGCAAAUAAUCGAUCACGUGAGUGUUUCUUAUUGGCUUGAAUCUGAACCUUUCCCCUACAUUCAAAGCCAUAAAUCGAAACACACGUGCACCUAAAACGAUCAUUUUCUCCACAUUUCUGUCCUCUAAAACGCGUGUGUGCACGCGUGUGUGCUCUUACACUGUGCAUCAUUUAUUUUUUCAGCUCUCUGUGUGUGAACCCGUCUGCAUGUGCAUCGAUUCUGAAUGAAAAGGAGCACUUUAUGGCAUCUGUGUAGUUAAGAGGGCAAUAGUACUCGCUGUGAUUAUUCUGUUAGGGUUGUAUUCACUGUAACUGCAUACCAAGCAAUGCACUGAUCGGCACAUUCUGCAUAACCUGUAAUUUUAUGGACAUUUUGAUUGCUACAAAUUAUUUGUGCCUUGGCCUUUUACAGUACAGAUGUUUCUUUCAAUGCAGUUCUUUUAAUUUGGUUGUGCUUUUCUCGCUAUGGCUGUCAAAACGCACCACAAAGCUGUUGGUAAUAGCUGUGUGGAGGGCUGCAUUUACAUGCGUUUAUUGCUCAGCGGCCACGAUCUACGGAGCCAAGACUGAUAGAAAAUCAGCGCAGUAGCUGGUGGGUACUAAAUGUUCUCUCUUCAAAAACCACCCCUCCAAACAGCAGCUGAUAUUGCUUUUACAGUUCCAGUUGGGGGUGCAGCUGCAGGGCAAAAGCACCAACAAUGGAAGAAGAGACGCUGUCCACACUGAAAUAUUGAACCUGGUAUUUUUUUGCUGUUUGAUGAAACCUCACAAUUUGCAGGGUUUUGGUGUGACUCUCAAACUGUCUUUCAAAAAUCUUCUUAAUCUCCUCCUGAGACCCGAACUCUUUCAUGGCAUGCAUUUUUAAUUUCUCUUUGAUAUUUGGGCUGAUUGGUACCUGAUGAAUGGAAAAACAAAUAAUUACCUGGUUUUUGUUUUUGAUGAAAAUGAGAUCCACAUACGAGGACAUGGUUUUAAAUUUUGAUAGAACAGUGGCAGUAUAAUGUCCUCGUAAGUGGAUGUCAGGCCCUUGUACACGUUGCUCUGCAAAGAAGAAAGCCUUGCAUGCAUGUUUUAUACGGACAUGCUGCAGUCUCACAGCAGUUUGUAAAAAAUAAACUGAUUCAGUUUUAUUUAUAUAAUGCCAAAACACAACAAUGAUAAAGGUAAAGACACAACAGUUACAUCCCCCUUUAAGCAAGGAUUUGGUGACAGCGGUAAGGAAAAACUCCCUUUUAACAGGAAGAAAACUGCAGCAGACCUCCAAACCUGGUGUUCCUCAUUGUUCUCCCAUCAGCGUACUGACCAGGCCGAUCAAGACUCAGAUUUGUCUUUUUCACACAAACUGAACAUUUUGUUUGUGGCUGUGGUGAAGCAUGAAGUUUGAAACACAUGUGACACAAUUUUAUAGUCUUUAAACCAAAAGUUAGCAGUCUCGUGAACGAGAUAAAUAUCUUGUAAAUGCUAAAUUUAAAAAGAAGUCAUCUCAUGGCUUUAAAGAAGGUUAGUAAGAGCCAUCUCUCACAGUUUGACAUUUAAACAUGGAUGAUGAUGAUACUCGCUGGUUAGUUAAGCCAGGUGUGACGGACGAAGCUGCACACUCAUUGGCUGACAACUUGUAAUUGACUGAGUCCUCAGCCAAUGAGCUUCUCACUGAACGUGAUUUACAAAAUAACCCCACAUAUUUUAUUCUGUAUGACCUGAAACUAGAAACCAAAGCUAUAAACUCAUCAGGGUUUCUAUAAGACUAGAAGUCCUUCUGCAAACACAGGAGUCGCCCCCUGGUGUCCAUUACACAGAACACAGGUUCUAAACAAAAAGAAUAUAUUUGUAAAAGUGCCAAACAGGUGCUUGAUAAAUAGCAAAUGAAUAAAUAAAUAAAAUCACUUCUGCUUAGAGUCUUGGGCCGUACAGUUCCUGUAUUUCUCCCACAGGAACAAUACAAGAAGAAAAUCUGAGAGGAGCGACGUCUAAAUGCAGCCGAAACGCAGUAAAAACAAAAGCCAAACGUACGUCUGGGAGAUUACUGACAGCUCUGUGUUGGUUGGUGACGGCAGCUUUUCUGGGUCAGAAACAGUUCUGUUGUUCUUAAGUUUCAUUUAAGGGAAGUUUGGACAACUUUACACUAGUGGCCUUCAGAGCUGUGCAUCAUUUUUCUCAUACCAGUUUGAAAAAAAUGAAUAAACUUACCAUUUCUAUUCUGUAUUAGACCACUUUGGAUAUUUUGUUUUGAUGAUAUAAUAUGCAAAUGUAUUCUUACUUGAUUUUUUAAUUUUUUUUUUGUCUUUUCAAUUGCACCAGUUAAUAAUAAAGCAUUGAACUGAAA